This is a messenger RNA of Olea europaea var. sylvestris, 2811 nucleotides long. Its product is annotated as leucine-rich repeat receptor-like protein kinase PEPR1. The coding region runs from base 43 to 2811 and encodes 922 amino acids. The record is from RefSeq and is a predicted model, not a curated record. Gene Ontology annotation, molecular function: protein binding. NCBI's taxonomy places the organism in Eukaryota, Viridiplantae, Streptophyta, Magnoliopsida, Lamiales, Oleaceae. The transcript has a single exon.
CAAAGGAAUAUCUGAAAAUUCUUAGUUACAAUUGUUCUCAAAAUGAUAGUUGAUCAUAAGUUCUUUCAACAUCUCCAAUUUUUGGUCAUUGUGCUACUACUGAGCUGGAGAACCACUUUUGAGCACUCUACGGGAAUGAAAGAUGGUAUCAGAUGCAUAGAAAAGGAGAGAGAAGCUCUUCUCAAGUUCAAAGAUGAGCUUAUUGAUGAAUAUGGCCGACUCUCUUCUUGGGGAAAUGAAAAAUAUAAGGAUUGUUGCAAAUGGAGUGGUGUCUCUUGUGAUAACCAAACUAAUCAUAUUGUUGGGUUGGAUCUUCGAAGUCCACGGAACAAUGAAGAAAGUCCACGGAACAAUGGAGAUGAGAGUAUUGCACCGCUAAGAGGUAAAAUUGGCAUCUGGUUGCUUGAAAUCCAUCAUUUGAAAAUGCUAGACCUUAGUUUCAAUGAUUUCAAUCAUAUCAGAAUCCCACAAUUCAUUGGUUCCCUAGGCAGAUUACAAUAUCUUGAUCUCUUCGGUUCUAAUUUUAUUGGAGAAAUUCCACAUCAUCUUGGCAACCUUUCUGAAUUGAUUUUUCUUCGUCUUGGCUCAUUCAAUGAUGGCUCACUAACUAGCACAAAUCUUGAUUGGCUUUCUCGACUCCAUUCAUUAAGUGAUCUGCACAUGGUCUCUGUUAACCUUACAAUGGCAACAGAUUGGUUUCAAACAAUAACUAAGCUGAAUCAGCUUAAAUCUUUAUUCUUACCUUCGUGCAACCUGCCAAUGGUACUUCCUUCCUCACCUUUCAAUACUUCUAAUUCUCUUUUGGCCUUUGUGGUCUGGGAAAAUGAGUUCUCUUCUUCAUGGAUAUUUCCUUUGGUGUUUAACUUAAGCAGUAGCCUUAUUUUUCUUGACCUCAGUUCCAACAAAUUACAUGGUGAGAUUCCAAUAUCCUUGGGGAAUAUGAGUACUUUAACUUCUUUAUAUUUAUCUGAUAACCAACUUACAGGGAAAGUGCCUUGUCCUGCAUUAUCUUCCUCAUUAAUAGACUUAGAUCUUUCUCGUAAUAUGUUUAAUGGUACCAUUACACAAUGCAUAGGAAGCCUUUCUAAGCUCGAAUCUUUGUACCUUGGAUCAAACAACUUUGAAGACGUAAUCGCUGAAUCCCAUUUCUUUAAUCUUUCCCAAUUAAAAUAUUUGGACUUGUCUUUCAGCCCAAGUAUCUCGUUCAAUAUCAGUUUAGGAUGGAAUCCUCCAUUUCAACUGACAUCAGUAGAUUUAUCUGGUUGCAAAGUGGGUUCGCAUUUCCCCGCAUGGCUUAGAACACAAACAACAUUAGAGAUUCUUGAUAUCUCUAAUGCUGAAAUUUCGGGCACGUUCUCUGAUUUUUUUGGGGAGCAAAGUCCAAAAUUAUCAAGAUUAAAUGUAUCACAUAACAACUUCCAAGGUGUCCUUGCUGAUUUGUCGUCAAAGUUCUCUACUUUCAAUUACAUAGAUUUGAGCUUUAAUCAUUUUAAUGGUUCAUUACCAAUUUUGCCUCAUAAUGGAACCGUAUUGGAUUUGUCGAAUAAUGAAUUUUCUGGGUCAAUUACCAAUUUAUGCAAUAAAACUAGUGGGUAUUGGGAUUUUCUUGACCUCUCAAAUAACUUAUUGUCUGGGCAGCUUUCGAAUUGUUUUGCAAACCAACCAAAUUUAAAAUAUCUUAACUUGGCACAUAAUAAUUUCUCUGGAAAGAUCCCUUCAUUAAAUAUCCAUGCAUCAUUGCACUUACAAAACAACAGUUUCACUGGAGAAAUUCCAACAUCGUUGAGGAGUUGUACAUCCUUGACUUUCAUUGAUCUCUCACUAAAUAAGUUGACUGGUAAAAUACCUAUAUGGGUGGGAGAUACUUGGACUAAAUUGGUCUUUCUGAGUCUCAAGUCCAAUGAGUUCUUUGGUAGUAUUCCUUCCAAUUUGUGUCAUCUUGCACACUUACAAGUGUUGGACUUCUCUUUAAACAAGAUUUCAGGUGGUAUACCAAAAUGCCUAAACAAUCUCACUGCUAUGAUUCAAGUGGAUUCUAAGUUUGAUGGGGCAUUUCAUCUUCGAUACCAUGGAGGCUUCGAGGGUGCAUGUGUGACAUGGAAAGGAAAGAAGGCCGAGUACAUAAAAACUCUCAAAUUUCUGAAACUCAUUGAUCUUUCAAGCAACAAUUUAGUAGGCGAUAUUCCUACUGAAAUUACAAGUCUCAUAAUGCUAGUUGGGUUGAACCUUUCAAGAAAUAACCUGUCUGGAUCCCUUCCUACAAAUAUUGGGCGACUAAGAUCUUUAGAUUUUCUUGAUUUUUCAAGAAACCACUUCUUUGGUGAUAUUCCUACUGGUGUUUCUCAAUUGGAUCAACUUGGAGUGUUAGAUUUGUCGUACAAUAACUUGUCGGGCAAAAUUCCGCAAAGCAUUCAUUUACAAACUUUCAAUGACACUGUAUUUGAGGGAAACCCUGGACUUUGUGGCCUUCCACUUACAAAAGUUUGUCCAGGAGAUGAAAGUGCUCAAGUGCCGAAGAUCAAUGAUAAUGUUCAUGGAAUGAAAGACCCAGAUGAGGAGGAGGACCAACUUAUCAAUAUUGGAUUUUACAUUAGUAUGGUAGUUGGGUUCGUUUUUGGAUUUUGGGGGGUAUAUGGAACUUUAGUGCUCAAUAACUCAUGGAGGAUUGCAUUUUUCAAGUCGUUGAAUAAAAAAAAUUGGUCAUUGAAAUUUUCUUUUUUAGUCACUUAUUUAAAUUCUAUUUGUUUUGCUAACGAGAUAACAAGCAAACAAAAGUAUUUGAGAGACAAAACAAAAGGCAAGUUUCAGUAA